This is a messenger RNA of Durusdinium trenchii, 2357 nucleotides long. The record is from the annotation of a GenBank genome assembly. NCBI's taxonomy places the organism in Eukaryota, Dinophyceae, Suessiales, Symbiodiniaceae.
GGGGUUUGUUGAACCAAACAGGCGGUUCAACGGGAUGACCACAUGGUAAUUACCUAAAACAUCCUAAAACCUUUUGCGAUCUUUGCACUUGGUCUCUUGGACUCUCGCCGAAGUCAUUUCCCAAUUCAAGCCGUGUCCUGUCGAAUCAAUGAUGUGUUGUCGUCGCCUCCUGGUCGUCACGCUGGCGCUGUUCCCGGUGGUCGCCCUGCGGCACGCGGAGGAGGAGUCGCCUUCGGAGGCGGCAAGAAGUGGUGAUGAGGAUGGCGAUGAGGAUUUUCUCCAUGAUCUUCAUGACAUUGAUUGGUUUCAACGCCCUGCAAGGCCCCGAAAGCGAAAGGAGGCAGGGACGAGUCCGUCCAGUGACGAUUUGGGACGUCAAGUAGUCCAUCCAGUGGACAGAGAACUGGUUGAACAAGAACUAUCUAGUUUUCAACCUCAUGGUCGGGCUACUGACAGCUACUCGUAGGGUGGUUGGACAAGUCGGAAGCAUUGGCCGAUUGAGGAUUCCCACCAUGCAGUCCAUGCCCUGUUAACCCAGCAGUCCAAGGAUUCUGGACUAUCAAACCCCUGGGCCAUGCACAUCCAGACCAGUGACUAGGGUCAUUGACUUGACGUUACAUCGGUGAACAGUCCCCGGCAGAAAGUUCAAUUUUUGUUCAGCAGGUGGUUGAGCCAGGAUGGAAGGCUGACUCCAAAGGGCUGACUCCAUCCGGACUCCAUCUAUCCAUGAUGGAUGCCCGGUGUCACGUCAUAAGAGGUUCGGAGCUGUUGGAAUUUCGCGCAAUUCCAUCAUUCUGGGGUCGCAGUAGUGAUCUUGACUUGACAGGUCUCUUUUAAACACGUAUUAGGAUAAAAUUUCUCCUCACAGACCUCAACAAAGCCCCCCAGAGCACACUUAAACAGCUCGUUAUAGGAAGUACGAUAUGGCAGGAGAGUGGCAACUGACGGGGCUUUCUCUUUCUGUAUGGCGUCAGGCUGAGAAGGGAACCUCUUUGGCUGAAUGAAGCACUGAUGAUGCGACGUUGUCAUGCUGUCCCAUGCACCCUGUGAGUGCAAAGUUGCCGCAAUCUCGAACUCUGAGAAAACUUUCGCAGGAGAGAGAAUCGGCUGUCAGGCUGAAAGAUCUCUGAGCUUCACUGUGUCUGAACGUUGGAGCUGCAGGUGGCUUGAGUCUUGAGUCCCAAAAUCACGAUCCCUGCAAAAAGCACCAUUUUGCUCGCAUCUGGAUUGCCAGGGGCGUGGCGAGACACUUUCGUUGGCUCGCAUCCAUGCCUUCUUGAGUGGGCUUCAAGCCUGCUUUCUGCCAGUGAGUAUCAUUCUGUCGAGUCACUGCUUUUGGAGGCAAUGGCGAAGACGCCGAAAGUGAAGACUUCGACGGACCACACUGGCGCAAUGCUUGAGAUGGGCAGUGCAGGCAGCGCAGGCAGCGCAGGCAGCGCGCGCAAUGCCUGCACCUCGAAGUUUCGCAAGACGGAGACCGUUUUGGGAGAAGGUGAAUUCGGCACGGUCUACGAGGUGGAGCCGGUGCAGAGCUGGUACGAGUACUUGACCUUCGCUCAGACGCAGAAGUUCGCCCUCAAAGUGCCCAAGGAGGAAGGUGUUCUUGAAGCGGAGAAAGAGCUGGAAGUGAUGGCCGCCACAGGAAAGCUUGAGUGUGCCCACGUCUUACCAUUGCUGGAAGCAAACCCAUGCAUUGACGGAGUGACCUUGGAGAAUUCCUUUGUGACGACGCUGCUGCCGUGGGAUUUUGAAAAGUGGCACCGGACACACAAGAUCCCCAAGAAAUGCUUCGAGGGUGUGAAGUUUGCCAUCAAAGACGGCUUGGACUGCAUGCAUGCAGCAGGCUACAUCCACAACGACCUCAAGGAUGGCAAUGUCUUGUUCGAGUACUUGGAUGAAGAUGGCUGUCCGCAGGGUAUCAAGUUGGCAGAUUUCGGUCUCUCACACCCCAUCAACACUCCCUUGAACAAGUAUGACAAGGCAUCCUACAAGGAGACCAUCCAUAUGACCGCGAGUCUCUUUGCUGACAUGAAGGACCCCUUGAACCUCACUGACCCGGUGGACCCCUGGAUGGUCAGAGCAGAGGGGACCAUCGACGAGUGUUCGUGGGCGGAGAUAGCCUAUCAGCUGUUCAAGAAGAAGGAUAAGGAACUUCAAGAGAAGUUGGGCAAAGGUGCCUGUGGAAAAAUGGGCCCCAGGCGGAAGUUAACGCUGCCUUGAACAGCCGCCAGACAUCGCCAGACUCUGUGAGAAACUCCAGCGAGAAAAAGUGGGACGGCCGUCUGCGAUUUUGCAGGGAAGACAUACGAAAUUGUACAAAACUGGAAUGUGCGGCGAUCCGCUUCGACUCAGCAACG